Messenger RNA from Salarias fasciatus (jewelled blenny), 3556 nucleotides. It is a transcript of the gene gk5, whose product is annotated as glycerol kinase 5. Gene Ontology annotation, cellular component: mitochondrion. The record is from RefSeq and is a predicted model, not a curated record. NCBI's taxonomy places the organism in Eukaryota, Metazoa, Chordata, Actinopteri, Blenniiformes, Blenniidae. Gene Ontology annotation, biological process: triglyceride metabolic process; glycerol-3-phosphate biosynthetic process; phosphorylation. The transcript has 17 exons. Gene Ontology annotation, molecular function: kinase activity; phosphotransferase activity, alcohol group as acceptor. Bases 193 to 1785 code for a protein of 530 amino acids.
UGCGAUUCCAAGACGCCGAGCAUUCAAAGCCAGCUCUCAUAUUUCCGUGUAAUUCCAUGGACACACUUUGGGGGUGAAGUGGAACUGGACGGUCCAAAAGUCCAUCAUCCGCUCAGGCUGUAAACAAGCCCAACAUGACCUGACCACGGCCUGCCUGGGGCUGAUGACAGGGCUAAGACCGGUGCUACCGCCAUGGGAACUCAGCGCAAUGGUUUCAGCAGAGAAAGCUUCAUUUUGUCGGUGGACGUCGGGACGACGUCAAUCAGAGGUCACGUCUACGACAAGGAGGCGAGAGUCCGAGGAUCCUGCACCGCCAAGAUCGUGCCAUUGUACCCAGAGGUAGGACAUGUGGAGAUGGACCCAGAUGCACUGUGGAGGGGCUUUAUCACUGUGGCCAAGGGGGCAGUGCAAGACGCUGGAGUUCAGAUGCGUCAGAUCGAGGCCCUUGGCAUCUCCACCCAGCGCAGCACCUUCACAACAUGGGACAGGAGAACUGGAGUCCCUUUUCAUAAUUUCAUCACCUGGCAGGACCAGAGGGCUGCAGACCUGGUGAAGUCCUGGAACAGAUGCUGGACCAUGAAGGCAAUUCACGGCGUGAUGAAGGUGCUUUACUUCCUGACGCGUCAGAAGCGAUCCCUCGCCGCCAGCCUCAUUGUCUUCUCCACACAGCACGUGACAUUCCGCCUGGUCUGGGCCCUCACACACUACCAGCAGGUUCGUGAAGCUAUCGAAGAGGGGAACUGCUGCUUUGGAACAAUUGACACCUGGCUCCUGUUCAAGCUAACAAAAGGGCAAAUCCACGCCACAGAUUACUCCAACGCCAGUGCCACUGGAAUAUUCGACACCUAUCAGAUGUGUUGGAGUGGCUUUCUCUGCUCUCUUGUGUCUCUGCCUCUCUCUAUUUUACCCAAAGUAGAAAAUACAGGCCACGACUUUGGCUGUUCGGACCCGUCCAUCUUCGGCGUGCCGAUUCCCAUCAAGUCCGUGAUGGCGGACCAGCAGGCGGCCAUGUUUGGAGAGUGCUGCUUCAAUGUGGGGGAUGUAAAGAUCACCAUGGGAACGGGCACCUUCAUGGAUAUAAACACCGGGAGCAAACCGCACACGUCCGUGGCAGGGCUGUACCCGGUGGUGGGCUGGAAGAUCGGCUCGGAGGUGGUUUACCUGGCAGAGGGCAACGCGGCGGACACCGGCACGGCCAUCAAAUGGGCGCAGGAGCUGGAGCUUUUCUCUGACGUCCGGGACACCGCCGCCAUGGCGUACAGCGUGGCCGACUCAGACGGCGUGUGUUUCGUACCUUCCUUCAGUGGCCUGCAGGCUCCUCUGAAUGAUCCCAAAGCCUGUGCUUCCCUCAUGGGCCUGAAACCGUCCACCACGAAGAGCCAUCUGGUCCGGGCCAUCCUGGAGUCUCUCGCCUUCAGGAAUAAACAGCUGUACGAGACGAUGCUGCGGGAGACUUGUAUUCCCAUCACGAAGAUCAGGGUGGACGGCGGCGUUUCUCUGAACGACUUCGUCAUGCAGCUGACUGCAGACCUGCUGGACAGAAAGGUGGCCAGGCCGCAGCACCACGAGAUGUCCUGUCUGGGAGCCGCUUUCGUCGCCGGGCUGGAAGUCGGUUUUUGGAAGAACCGCGAGGAGCUGAAAAAGCUGCAGGGCACCGACAAAGUGUUCCUUCCCCGAGGCGCAGCCAAGGAGGACAGCGCCUGUCCAAGCCGGGAGUAUGUCCACGUCCUGCAGAGGUGGGAGAGGGCUCUGAGGCGCUCUAUGAACUGGUACAGCAAGCCGUGACGUUGGACGGACACGUGGCGGGAGGCACCCCGAGUUCAAUGAAAAGACCAGCGUUUAAAUCUACUAACCAUUAAAGCUUCAACAAAUAACAAAACCUGUCAGUGACAAAGCAAUUUUAACAGAUUAGUGUGUAUGUAGUGAUGUUUGGCAGUGAGGCUUGGCCUGCCCUCAAAUUUAACGUGCUGAGGAGAUUCCACAAUAAUCUGAUAAAACCUUCUCUGUAAAUAUGAAGAGCUCAACCUGCAGCAGCACAAUUACAACAGGUCUGGAGUCUUUUUGAUUCCAGUAUUCUUACAUUUAUCCAAAUUGAGUCGCAAAUUCAGUGAGAGUGGAGGAAAAACACGGCCAGUGAUGGACGAGUUAUCAGACCAACAGCGAGCGACAUACAGCUAUGGUGGUGCUGCUGCACCCCGGCUUCCCGCUCACCCAUCGCUCUGCCUAACUUCAGAUCUGGUCCGCUGUCAGUCAUGGUGCCUUUAGAGACAGUAGUUUGUUUGUUUUUCUGCCCCAUUUAAACCAGCUCGUGGUUUUGUCUGUUAACAUGAGGAUACGGCACUAACAGCAGAGGCUGGACGCAGGAAACCGUCACACACUGUUCCAGCACCGACGUAUAGACGUUACAUCUGCUGUCCUCUGUAGACAAGAAGCGCUGGAGCAUUCCAGGCUGCAGUUUACUCUGUAGCUUCUUUGUGGGGUUUUUUUUCUUUUUUGGGGGGUUUCCAGUAGAAAUACUGUUUCACGUUUCACCACAUGGGGGCGCUGGCGGCUUUUUUUCUUUUUUUUUUUAAAUUUUACACCUUUUUAAUUCAUGAGCUCACCAUAGCAACCACAUGGCAAAUGUUAAUCAGGAACUGCAGACUAAAAUCAUUAAUAUGAGAUUCACUCAAGAUCCUCAGUGAGAAAACAAAGAGGAGGAGAAAAGAUCCCUCUGUUGACGACAGCUGGGGAUUCAGAGGCCUCCCCUCCGCCUGUGAUCCGGUCAGCCGGCCUUCUGCACAACUUUACAACACUGCAGGGCUGCACAGAAAUAUACGGCUGUUUUUCCAGUCACUCCAAGAGAAAGACUUUCAAAAUCUUUAUUUUUGUAAUCUUGUAUAUUUGCAGUCAAACUGUUUGGUGCUGUUCACCAUGAAAUGCCGUCGUUUCACAGAAACUGGAACAAACUGUGCGUCUUCUCCACUGGACUUCAGUUAUUCAAAUCAAAAGUGUCAUUUCAGAGCCAAGGAUCCUCUGCUCUCUGCAGCAGCUGCAGGAAGACUCUCAGCAGUAACUUGUUUUAAGUUUUAUUGUGUUUGAGAAUGUGCAGCUUUAUGUUCUUAGUGUUUCUCAUGUGUGAUUCAGGAUGUAAAUGUUGGCAGAACUGACUUGUUGUCUGUGAACCGUGGUUGAUUACACCCAAAUUGUCGCAUGAAUUUGUAACGAAGUGUUUUCAUGUAGCCUCAAGAACUCUGAUGACAUUGUAAAAGAAGAAUAAUGGUGUUGGGAUUGAAUGUGCCUGUGAUACAGUGUGCUUGGUAUCGUUCAGAAUCGUUUUUCCUUGCCUGCUUUGACAUUUUACAGCUGUUUCCUGAACUUGGUCGUGCAGUGUGACUCCUCGGUGCAGUUUUUAACACAUGAAGCCAUGAUCUUAACAUGUGAGAUUUUCUAACUUCAUUCAUUUUUUCGAAUGGCACGUCGACCCCCAGCUGCUGGGAGACAACGAAGAAGACACUGUUGCAGACGUUUACGUGAAACUGUGUUUGUGAAUGGGGGGGGGAAAGUAUUAAAGACA